Malania oleifera is the source of this 510-nucleotide messenger RNA. RefSeq lists its product as uncharacterized. Bases 1 to 510 code for a protein of 169 amino acids. The transcript has 2 exons. NCBI's taxonomy places the organism in Eukaryota, Viridiplantae, Streptophyta, Magnoliopsida, Santalales, Ximeniaceae. The record is from RefSeq and is a predicted model, not a curated record.
AUGGCCAGAGAAGCUGAACGGUGGUGGCAUGCGAUGAAACUGUUGGAAGAACAGCGAACAGUACCUAUAGCAAUGACCUGGGGUCGUUUCAAACAGGUCUUCUAUAACCGAUACUUCCCCAUUACCACCAGGAAGGUGAAGGCGGAGGAAUUUUUUAACCCGACUCAAGAGCGCCUCACUGUUCAGCAGUAUACUACUAGGUUCCUAGAACUUUCUCGCUUUGCACCUUCUAUGGUUCCAGAUGAAUACCAAAAGGCGAGAUGGUUUGAAAGGGGCUUAAAUCAGAGGAUUCACAAGCACAUGGCAUGUCUGCAAAUUCAGGAUUUCGCAGAACUGGUGGAAAAGGCCACUAUUGCAGAGUCAAGUCUGCAGAGAGACAAGGGCCAUGGAGGGGAGAUAGAGAUAUCGCAGGUCAGAGGUCAGAAAGGAAUGAUCGAGGAUGUCAUGGCGAUUCGUCACGCCCCCACUGUCCUAGAUGCAAUCAAAGGCAUUGGGGAGAAGUCGGGGUAG